UUUUUCCUCCUCGUUUGUUCACUGUCUCUUUCUUUGUCCUUGUAUGUGCCAUGGCUACGCUGCAAUGUUUCAUAGAGGUUCAUCCGGAUUCACACUUCCCUAUACAGAACCUCCCUUAUGGAAUCUUCAAGCCCCAACCUACUUCAUCUCCUCGACCCGGCGUCGCCAUCGGCGACUACGUCCUCGACCUCUCCGAGAUCGCUUCUGCUGGCCUCUUCAAUGGUCCUCUCCUCAACAACUCCGAUUGCUUCCUUCAGCCUAAUCUAAAUAAGUUUGUAUCACUUGGAAGGCCAGCCUGGAAGGAAGCUCGUGCAACUCUUCAAAAGCUCUUAUCAGCGACUGAGCCAACUUUGAGGGACAACGCUGUUUUGAGGGAGAAGUCACUUGUGCCUUUGAGCCGUGUGGAAUUGCUUCUCCCUGUUGUCAUUGGGGACUAUACCGACUUCUUUUCGUCUCUGCAUCACACUAAAAAUUGUGGGUUAAUAUUUCGUGGUCCGCAAACUCCUGUUCUAGAAAAUUGGUAUCACCUGCCAGUUGCCUAUCAUGGACGUGCAUCUUCUGUUGUUAUUUCCGGAACAGAUAUUGUUCGGCCAAGAGGUCAAGCUCAUCCAACUGGCGGAUCUCCACCCUACUUCGGGCCUUCAGUGAAGCUAGACUUUGAGUUGGAAAUGGCUACUAUUGUUGGACCUGGAAAUGAAUUGGGAAAACCUGUGGAUAUUAACAACGCAGAAGAUCAUAUCUUUGGAAUUGUUCUACUGAAUGACUGGAGUGCUCGAGAUAUUCAGGCAUGGGAAUAUAUUCCUCUUGGUCCUUUUCUUGGCAAGAAUUUUGGUACAACAAUAUCCCCUUGGAUUGUGACCCUGGAAGCAUUAGAACCUUUUGCUUGUGAAGCCCCAAAACAGGAUCCUCCUCCACUUCCAUACUUGGCGGAAAAAGUAUCCAAAAAUUAUGAUAUUUCACUGGAGGUUCACAUCAAACCUGCUGAGCAUGAAGAUUCAAGUGUGGUGACAAAGAGUAAUCUAAAACACUUAUAUUGGACAUUGACUCAACAGCUUGCUCACCAUACAAUCAAUGGUUGCAACCUGAGGCCAGGCGAUCUCCUUGGAACUGGGACAGUUAGUGGUCCUGAGCCUGAGUCUCGUGGAUGCUUGCUAGAGUUAACCUGGAAUGGACAAAACACUCUGUCAGUGAAUGGGUUAAAUCGGAAAUUUCUUGAAGAUGGAGAUGAAGUCAGCUUAACUGGAUAUUGCAAGGGAAAUGGUUACACUAUUGGGUUUGGUACCUGCUCGGGUAAGAUUGUUCCCUCAGCUCCCUGAGGGCAGUAUUAUUCCAUGCUGUUUUCCAACUUAUGGUGGAAGUUGUUGAAGCUAUACAAUCAGGAAGCCCCACAAGUGAAUUUUUAAGUGUUUUUUUUAUGUAAUUUGCUCAGCGCUUGACAAAGGACAGACACUCUAAUAAAGCUGGCUUUUAUGAGGCUCAUAAUUCUCUUUUCUGGGCUGUAGUGUGUCAAACAUUGAGAUAAACUAAUAAUCAUAACGUUCA
Gastrolobium bilobum is the source of this 1542-nucleotide messenger RNA. RefSeq names its product fumarylacetoacetase. Bases 51 to 1316 code for a protein of 421 amino acids. Lineage: Eukaryota; Viridiplantae; Streptophyta; Magnoliopsida; Fabales; Fabaceae. The transcript is spliced from 14 exons. The record is from RefSeq and is a predicted model, not a curated record. Gene Ontology annotation, molecular function: fumarylacetoacetase activity. Gene Ontology annotation, biological process: homogentisate catabolic process; L-tyrosine catabolic process; L-phenylalanine catabolic process.